Messenger RNA from Oppia nitens, 1044 nucleotides. RefSeq names its product replication protein A 32 kDa subunit-like (gene RPA2). Gene Ontology annotation, cellular component: site of double-strand break; nucleus; DNA replication factor A complex. NCBI's taxonomy places the organism in Eukaryota, Metazoa, Arthropoda, Arachnida, Sarcoptiformes, Oppiidae. The record is from RefSeq and is a predicted model, not a curated record. Gene Ontology annotation, biological process: DNA replication; nucleotide-excision repair; double-strand break repair via homologous recombination. The transcript is spliced from 2 exons. Bases 148 to 945 code for a protein of 265 amino acids. Gene Ontology annotation, molecular function: DNA binding.
AUGUAUUGUAUAAUAGUGUGUGUAAUACAUGUGUUUGUCGUGUAAUUGAUGUCAAGUGUUGUCUAUUGAGCGGCAAAUUGUUAGUCAAAACAAAAGUCAAUACAUUUGCAGACAAAACGUCAAGACAUCGACCAAAACAAGUAAAUUAUGGAUCAAAGCGGAGGAUAUUUUGUCAGUCAAUUUGAUCCCAACACCAAUGGACCCGCAAAUGCCGGUCAGUCCGGUGGCCAAAGUGGUGAUCGCAAGAAUUUGGUGGCCGUUUCGUUGUCACAAGUGGUUCACUGCACCCGAAAAGAUGACGGACUUGUGAUUCACAGACAAAAGGUUCACUCGUUGACCACUAUUGGACUUGUCGUUAGUAUUGAAGAGUUGACCACUAAAAACAUUUACCGAAUCGACGAUCAGACACGAGGAGCGCCCGUUGAAGUUCAAUACUGGAAGAAUGAUGACAAUGAAUCUAUGAAUAGUCGGUACAUAAGUCCGCCGCCGAUUAGUGAGAAGACAUACGUUCGGGUGAUCGGACAGUCCCGAUAUGAUGACAAAAAGCCAUUCAUUGUGGCCUUUCGUGUCGAACCCAUUACAGACCCGAACGAGAUUUAUAUGCAUUUUCUCGAAGUGAUCACCGAUUCAAUUGUUCUCCAGAGACGCAAAAAUGAGACACUUUCGGCUUCAAUGAACAACUCGAUGGAUACCAACAGCUUCUCAAUGAACAACUCGACCAUAAAUGCCGCUCAUAUGCAAGGAUUUACUCCCAUUCAGAAGACUGUUCUCAAUCUUAUAUCAAAAGCAGAUCCAAUGAGUGCAGGCAUUACUCGACAAGAAAUUAUGAGUUCAAUUCCCGCCGUUGGUCCAAAUGAAAUCACUAAAGCCAUUGACUUCUUAGCAAAUGAAGGCCAUAUCUUCAGUACCACCGAUGAGGACACUUUCAAAGCAACCGACUCUUAGAUUUUUGUUUAUUAUAUCAAUUAAAUCCUCAAUUAUUAUGUUUUUAUUUCAAAAUUAUUAUCUAUUUAAUGAAAGUUAUUAAUAAAUAAAUUGUAUUCA